GGGCCCUGUACCGCCUCCUCAUGCUGCUGCCAGGCCCGUAAUCUGCCAUGGGCCCCCUGUACCGCCUCCUCAUGCUGCUGCCAGGCCCGUAAUCUGCCAUGGGCCCCCGUACCGACUCCUCAUGCUGCUGCCAGGCCCGUAAUCUGUCAUGGGCCCCUGUACCGCCUCCUCAUGCUGCUGCCAGGUCCAGAGUGUGUCUCAUGGGUCCCUACGGCCUCCCAUUGCUGCUGUCUCCAUCGCCACACUCUGCCAUGUGCCACUUUCAGGUCUCCUCACACUGCUGGUGGGUUCCAUUUUGUCAUAGGGUGCUGGCAGAUUACGGGCCUCCCAUUGCUGCCAGCCUUAGGAUCCCGUAAUCUGCCAUGGGCCCCCGUACCGCCUCCCAUGCUGCUGCCA
Staurois parvus is the source of this 396-nucleotide messenger RNA. NCBI's taxonomy places the organism in Eukaryota, Metazoa, Chordata, Amphibia, Anura, Ranidae. The record is from the annotation of a GenBank genome assembly.